Messenger RNA from Athalia rosae (coleseed sawfly), 1292 nucleotides. RefSeq names its product replication termination factor 2. The record is from RefSeq and is a predicted model, not a curated record. Lineage: Eukaryota; Metazoa; Arthropoda; Insecta; Hymenoptera; Athaliidae. Gene Ontology annotation, biological process: mitotic DNA replication termination; site-specific DNA replication termination at RTS1 barrier. The transcript has 3 exons. Gene Ontology annotation, cellular component: nucleus. Bases 156 to 1016 code for a protein of 286 amino acids.
GCCCAUUUUCUUGUCGUAUUACAUUUGUUUUCCUCAUUGUUUUCCUGUGAUUAAUCCAUAUUAAUCUAUUCUGUCGAGUAGAUUCAAUCAGGUUAAACUAGUUUGAGCUUUUCUCGUAGACGAUUCAACUCACAGUUGAAACCUGAAAUCGUAAAAUGGGAUGUGACGGUGGAACAAUUCCACGUCGGGACGAGUUAGUACGUGUUAAAAAGAAGCCAGAACAGAAAGACAAAGAUGCAGAGCUAUCAUUCAGGUGGAAGCAUUGUGCCAUCCGGCAGUUACCUUUACAGCCACCAAUUGUUGCCUGUGGUCUAGGACGUCUUUAUAGCAAAGAAGCAGUGAUUGAAGGUCUUCUGGAUCGUUCAAUGCUUCCGGAAACAGCCGCGCACAUCAAGGCAAUUAGAGAUGUCAGAGAUUUGAAUUUGACUGAUAAUCCCGCCUAUGAGGGUCCCAAGGCAGAAAAAGGUGAUUGUUAUGUCGAUGGGGGAAGAAGUCCCUACAUUUGUCCAGUGAUUGGCCUAGAAAUGAAUGGCAAAUACAAAUACUGCUUUUUAUGGUCAUGUGGCUGUGUAAUGAGCGAACGAGCGCUUAAAGAAGUAAAGACCAAGGUCUGCCACAAGUGUCAACAGCCGUUUGAAGAAUCUGAUGUUGUCAUAAUUAAUGCCGAAGGUGAUGAUCUAACGUGUAUGGAAGAUCGUUUAUUAGCACGAAAGGUGCAGAGAAAAGCCUUGAGGAAGAGGACUCAUGAUUUGGAAAAGGUAGAGAAUGCCACUAGCGUUGAAGUAGAAGCUAAAAAUAAAAAGAAAAUUAAAAAAGAAGAAAGUGAAGGAUCUAGUAAAAGCGUUAGUAACAGAAGCUCUGCUGAAGACCCUGCUUACAAGAAAUCCAAAGACAGCUACAGCGUUGCCAAGGACCCCAAAGCAACAGAGGUUUUCAAGAGUCUUUUCACUUCACACAAGUCAGCUGGUGAGCAAACCAGAGCCCAUUGGGUCACCUACAAUCCAUUUUAUAAUUAAUCUGUUGUUAGUAAGUGGAACAUAUAGAAUAUCAACAAAGAAAUUUCUCUGCUCGAGUUGAUUGCAUUAUAAUGUUCAUUCAGAAUAUUUAAAUCAUUGUAUUGUAAAAUGGCCUCAUGUGACAAUUAUUUCCCUUGAAAACAUAGACUCACAUAUCUGUCAGCAAAUUGAAAUUAAAAACUUGACAAGUAUUGAAAUCCAUCUUUGUAUGAAUUCAUUCGAUAUUGUUUGAAAUAAAAAAUGUCACUGAUGUAGGUCUUCAGUAAUUGGUAUAAA